CGCCAAAAACGGCCUCUACUUUUCCAUGGCUCCCAUGAACUCUAUCCAUCUGUAACAGUGUUCGUCCCUACCACUCAAUUUCUUAUGGAACUCACAGAUCUUCGUCUCCAUUUUUCGUCUGAAUCUCUUCAAUUCCUAUGGAAACCAUUCUCUCUCCUCACUCUCUCUCCCCUCUCCUCAACCCUAACCCUAAACCUUCCACUUCCAAGAAUCUCUUCCCCAUUUCCUCCCAAUCCAGAUCAAAAUUUCAAUGUUUCUGUAAACCUAUUUCCCUUUCUCCCAAAUCUCUCAAAUCUUCUCUCCCAGUUCCUUCGAUUUGGCAAUCCCAUCUCCAACAUGGCCUCGCGGCGCUGUCGAUUUCUUUGGCGCUCAACUUCUCCCCGUUGUUGGCCGGUGGGAUUGCCGUAGCGUCUGAGUUUGAUGUGCUCAAUGAUGGGCCGCCGAAGGAGUCGCAUCUGGUGGACGAUGCUGGAGUGCUCAGUAGGGUCACGAAGUCGGAUUUGAAGAGGCUGUUGACGGAUUUGGAGUUGAGGAAGAAUUUUCACAUCGAUUUCGUAACUGUUAGGAAGCUCACUAGCAAAGCUGAUGCAUUUGAGUAUGCUGAUCAAGUUUUGGAGCGAUGGUAUCCCACUGUGGAAGACGGCAACAAUAAAGGCAUAGUUGUGCUUGUCACCAGUCAAAAGGAAGGAGCCAUUACUGGUGGCCCUGCGUUUAUCCAAGCUGUUGGAGAAAACAUUCUUGAUGCCACAGUAACAGAGAACCUCCCAGUAUUAGCUACUGAUGAAAAAUACAAUGAAGCCAUAUAUAGCAGUGCGAAACGGCUAGUUGCUGCCAUUGAUGGCUUGCCAGAUCCUGGAGGUCCUUCAUUUAAGGAAAAUAAGCGAGAAUCUAACUUCAAAUCAAGGGAAGAAACAGAGGAGAAAAGAGGUCAGUUUUCUCUUGUUGUUGGAGGUUUGUUAGUGAUAGCUUUUGUUGUUCCCAUGGCUCAGUAUUAUGCUUAUGUAUCCAAGAAGUAAAAGAAACAUGUAAGACCCAGAUCUUCCCAUCUAUUUCCUUCACAUUCAAAUGUAUAAAUUUGAUGCUGUAUGAUCGCUACAAGAUGAUUUGCAAGAAACCUGUUAUGAAACGUAGUUGAGUUUUUUUGUU
This is a messenger RNA of Cucurbita maxima (winter squash), 1146 nucleotides long. RefSeq names its product UPF0603 protein At1g54780, chloroplastic-like. Lineage: Eukaryota; Viridiplantae; Streptophyta; Magnoliopsida; Cucurbitales; Cucurbitaceae. The transcript is spliced from 3 exons. Bases 138 to 1016 code for a protein of 292 amino acids. The record is from RefSeq and is a predicted model, not a curated record.